Meleagris gallopavo (turkey) is the source of this 2061-nucleotide messenger RNA. NCBI's taxonomy places the organism in Eukaryota, Metazoa, Chordata, Aves, Galliformes, Phasianidae. The record is from RefSeq and is a predicted model, not a curated record.
AUGAGCCAGCGCUGCACUUGCAGCCUGGAGGACCCACUGUAUCCGGGACUGCAUCAAAAGAGGAGUGGCCAGCCAGGAAUGGAAGAUGAUUGUCCCUCUCUACACUGUCCUCGUGAAACCCCACCUGCAGUGCUGCGUCCAGGCUGCCCCCCGCAUAAGACAGAUGUGAAGCUGUUAGAGGCGGCGCGGGGCGCGGAAGCGCCCACCGAGGAGAUGGAAGUGCUGGAGCUAGGCAGGGAGGAGGCGGCCGAGGCGAACGCUCCCGACGCGGAGCCCGCAGGGGAGGAGUGCAGCUGGGCCGGGCUGUUUUCCUUCCAAGACCUGCGCGCCGUGCACCAGCAGCUGUGCUCGGUGAACUCGGAGCUGGAGCCCUACCUGCCCGCCUUCCCCGAGGAGCCCUCGGGCAUGUGGACUGUGCUGUUCGGGGCGCCGGAGCUCUCGGAGCAGGAGAUGGACGCGCUGUGCUACCGGCUGCAGGUCUACCUGGUGCACAGCCUGGACACCUGCGGCUGGAAGAUCCUCUCGCAGGUGCUCUUCACCGAGACCGACGACCCCGAGGAGUACUAUGAGAGCCUGAGCGAGCUGCGGCAGAAGGGCUACGAGGAGGUGCUGCAGCGGGCCCGCCGGCGGAUCCAGGAGGUGAGGCUCCAACACGGUCUGCACCUCGGUGCUACCUUUCCCUUCCUCUGUGAUACUUCCACUAGUAGUUCUGUGCGCUUGGGCCAGUCUGCCUCGGCAGAAUUGACCCAGCCAGAAAUGAGUAGGAGCAGGAGGCUUCACCUUUCCAGGGUCUCCACGGCCAAGAAGAGAGAUGAAGUGGUAUAUUAUGACACUUACGAAAGUAUGGAAGCAAUGCUUGAAAAAGAGGAUCCGGCAACAUCUGUACACUUGCAAAAAGAGGAGCUGCAAAAGUUGCAGCAGAAAAUCCGCCAGCUGGAAGCAAGGCGUGGACGUAUUUCAGCCAAGAAAGCCUACCUCAGAAAUAAAAAGGAGAUUUGUAUUGCAAAGCAUAAUGAAAAGGUCCAGCAGCGUCACCAGAGUGAAGAGGAGUACAAAAUGCACCACACUGUUCAGCUAAAGCGAGAUCAGCUACAAGAUGAAGAGGAAAGAAAGAGCUCCUGGGUUAGUCAGGAACGGCAGAAAACACUGGACAGACUUCGCACAUUUAAACAGCGGUACCCUGGCCAAGUAAUACUUAAAUCAACCAGACUACGACUGGCUCAUGCAAGAAGAAAAUGUGCAGCCAGCUCAGCGCCCUCUGUAGAUCAGCCUCAAUCUUUGCCAGCAACCAUACAAAUCCAAGAGAAAAUUGAAGAGGUGGAAUUGGAAAAUGCAGUUCAGCCUUUGCAGGUGCAGGAAUCCACGAGCUUAGAACAACUUCAGGAUAUCUCGUUACCUCCCAGCAGUGUUACAUCUGAACUGCCUCAAGUUGGUCCUUCUCCACUCAUCAAUACUGAGCUACAAACAGAGACUGUUAGUGUAGUACCACUUCCACCCCCUUUGCCUCCACCACCUCUGCCUCCACCUCCACCUCUGCCCUCCAAGGAAGAUACCACCAAAUCCUUGGAGAAAAGCGGCAGCUUUGUCAAACGUCAGAGUGAAGAAAAGGGAGUCCAGCACUCUUCCACUGUCCCAACAGCAUAUCUGUUUGACAGCAGUCAACUAGUCAGUGCCAAGAAGAAGCUUAAGAAGACAGGUGAUCUAGAGGGUUUACAGAGAAGGAGAGUGAGUUCCCCGAUGGAUGAAGUGCUGGCUUCUUUGAAGCGUGGGAGCUUUCACUUAAGAAAAGUGGAGCAGAGAAGUCUCCCUCCUUUUCCUGAUGAAGAUGAUAGCAAUAACAUCUUGGCGCAGAUCAGGAAAGGGGUGAAACUGAAGAAAGUGCAGAAAGAUGUGUUGAGAGAAUCCUUUACAAUUCUGCCCGAUACUGACCCUCUGACAAGGAGCAUCCAUGAAGCAUUACGACGAAUUAAAGAAGCAUCACCUGAAUCAGAGGAUGAAGAGGAGAGUUUGCCUUGCACAGACUGGGAAACUUAACCUGUAAUUAAAUUCAUUUAAAAUACA